Tribolium castaneum (red flour beetle) is the source of this 1539-nucleotide messenger RNA. RefSeq names its product Isocitrate dehydrogenase 3a (gene Idh3a). The coding region runs from base 139 to 1221 and encodes 360 amino acids. The record is from RefSeq and is a predicted model, not a curated record. Gene Ontology annotation, cellular component: mitochondrion. Gene Ontology annotation, biological process: tricarboxylic acid cycle; isocitrate metabolic process. The transcript is spliced from 6 exons. NCBI's taxonomy places the organism in Eukaryota, Metazoa, Arthropoda, Insecta, Coleoptera, Tenebrionidae. Gene Ontology annotation, molecular function: isocitrate dehydrogenase (NAD+) activity; NAD binding; magnesium ion binding.
UUUUCCUGCCGUUAAUCUUGCCGAAAAUUUCGAUUUGCGCACACCGCUUGCGCAGUAUGUGAUUACGGGACUCCGGGGUUCAGGAGGGUGCUGAAAAACCGCUGUACGAAAACAAAAUAUUAAUAGAACGUUCGUGAAAUGGCAGCCAGAAUUUUGAAAAACAUCACUAGUGCCUCCACACGUACAGUGGGCUCCCGGUUUUACAGCGGCGAGAUCAAGAAAUGUACCAUCAUUCCUGGGGAUGGUAUUGGGCCCGAGAUUUCCGCAGCGGUUCAAAAAAUUUUCGCUGCCGCCAAUGUUCCCAUUGAAUGGGAAUCGGUGGAUGUCACCCCUGUUAAGGGCCCCGAUGGCAAGUUUGGGAUCCCCCAAGCUGCGAUUGACUCAGUCAACAGGAACAAAAUAGGGCUUAAAGGCCCCCUUAUGACGCCCGUUGGCAAAGGACACAGGUCCCUCAACUUGGCCCUGAGGAAAGAGUUCAAUCUGUAUGCCAAUGUGAGACCUUGCAGGAGCUUAGAAGGAUAUAAAACGCUAUACGACCAUGUGGACGUUGUAACAAUCAGAGAAAACACCGAGGGUGAAUAUUCCGGAAUUGAGCACGAAAUCGUAGACGGCGUUGUGCAAAGCAUUAAACUAAUUACUGAAGAUGCCUCAAGGCGUGUUGCCGAAUUCGCCUUCCAAUACACCAAAGACAAUGGCCGGCAUAAAGUGACCGCAGUUCACAAGGCCAACAUCAUGCGCAUGUCCGAUGGGCUUUUCUUGCGGUGUUGCCGCGAAAUGGCCGAGAAAUACCCCGACGUAAAAUUCGAGGAAAAAUAUCUAGACACCGUGUGUCUCAACAUGGUGCAAGACCCAACCCAGUAUGACGUUCUGGUGAUGCCCAACCUUUACGGAGAUAUUCUUUCCGAUAUGUGUGCGGGUCUUGUAGGUGGCUUGGGCUUGACACCAUCUGGCAACAUUGGACUGAACGGCGCAUUGUUUGAAUCUGUUCAUGGAACUGCUCCCGAUAUCGCCGGGAAAGAUCUCGCAAAUCCUACUGCUCUUCUCUUGUCGGCCGUCAUGAUGUUGAGAUACAUGAACCUCAACCAAUACGCUUCAAAGAUCGAGAAUGCGUGCUUUGAGACGAUCAAAGAAGCGAAAUAUUUGACGGGUGAUUUGGGCGGGAAAGCCAAAUGUUCGGAAUUUACCAAUGAGAUUUGUGAAAAAAUUGCCGCUUCUUCGUAGAGAUGUAGAAGUCAGACGGUGUAAAUAAUAUAAGUUUUCUUUUAUAGAGAUUUUUACUGUACAUAAUUUCUUUAAGAAAUCAAACUAUUUAUUGCCUUUGUUGAUUUGAUAGUAGUGUUGUAUAAAGUGUUUCAGUAUUAAGGUAUUAAACACGUUGCAAAUUUGUGAACGUUAGUUUCAGACAGUUUGUUGUUAUAAAUGACAAUUGAGGUCAAUAAAAGGGCAGUUUUCACUAAUCACUUGGAUUUCGAAUAAAAUUAUGCAGUAGUGAUUUCGUUUUAAAUAAUUUAUUAUGAUGUAAUAAAAUUCUCAACAAUA